AUGACGAAUCUCGACGUGCUGCUACUCAAAGGGGCUUCCUCAGACAACCCAGAAGAAAGUCUGCGCGAACUGCGCUAUGCCAUUCUCACGGAUGGCAUUCCCGCCAAUAGUGACGGCAUGUCCGAACUGCGCAUCUACGUCUGGCUCAUCCUGCUCAAUGCCUCUCCCCUCCGAACCGACGUCUAUCUUGACCUGAUCCGCCAAGGUGCCUCUCCCGCCCACGCCAAAAUCACAAACGACACCUUCCGCACCUUCCAAGGCGACCCCCUUUUCCGCCGCCGCGUGACCCAGAAUAGCAUAACUCGAGUCCUCAAUGCGGUCGCCUGGCGCCUCAACGAUGCGCACGAAGCGCGCGUCAACGGCUGGCAGUCACCGCCUACGCUCAGCGAGUUUGGGGGCAGUCCAGACACGAGCUUCAUGAGCAGGACGAACGGCACGAGGACUGAAGCCAGCACGACAAAUGAUGCCGAACAGAUUGGUUAUGUGCAGGGCAUGAACGUGCUUUGUGGACCGUUCCUCUACGCGUCCCGGAGUGAGGUUGAAGCCUUCACUGGCUUCGAGAAACUCAUUACCUCAGAGUGUCCUGGAUAUGUGAGGGGCAGCAUGGAGGGUGUACACAAAGGUCUCGCGCUCGUGGAUCGCGUGUUGGAGGUUGUGGACCAAAAGCUCUAUGCGCAUCUCAUGGCGCAUCGCAUGGAGGCGAGGAUCUGGGCGUUCGCUUCAGUCCUGACCAUGUGUGCGUGCACUCCGCCCCUGACGGAGGUCCUGAGGCUUUGGGACUUCCUGUUCGCGUACGGACCGCAUUUGAACAUUCUGUGUAUUGUGGCGCAGCUUGUGCUUAUUAGGACGAGCAUUUUGGAGAGUCCGAGUCUGCCAAACCUCGUUGCAAAGGACAUCAUUGGCGUUGCUAUGAGCUUCGCCGGUAAGAUCCCCGAGGACAUGUAUGCCGAGAUCAUCAACCACGCCAAAUAG
Messenger RNA from Parastagonospora nodorum SN15, 972 nucleotides. RefSeq lists its product as hypothetical. Gene Ontology annotation, molecular function: GTPase activator activity. Gene Ontology annotation, biological process: negative regulation of septation initiation signaling; activation of GTPase activity. Lineage: Eukaryota; Fungi; Ascomycota; Dothideomycetes; Pleosporales; Phaeosphaeriaceae. The record is from RefSeq and is a predicted model, not a curated record. Gene Ontology annotation, cellular component: mitotic spindle pole body. The transcript is spliced from 3 exons. The coding region runs from base 1 to 972 and encodes 323 amino acids.